AUGGCUGAUCGAGUGAAACAAGUUGCCGCCGAAGAGGCAGAUAACAUUCGAAGGGUGACUGAAGAGGCUGUCAAGUCGCGGGCCUAUCUCUAUCCUUUCAAGGCAAGGCUCUUCCGCCAGCGCAACAUCACGUUUCUGACCGUGCACAGGGAUCUAUGGAGACCGUUGACUUCCAAAUUGGCUCCGACGAUCACACUGAGCAUUGGAGUCACCACGUUCAUGUUCCUCGUGGCGUACGUACCUCAAGCAGCAGUCAUGGCUUUCACUUCUGGGCCCGUUGCAGCCAUCUCAGCGGCCUUGCUUACCCUCAGUGAGAGCUCAACACUCAUCAAUCUCCUCUCGAGAACAUUUUUGAUCGAAGAGGCACUGGUCGACACCUUUGACGGUACCCUUCUUUCCCGAAGUUGCACCAAUCUGGUUGAGGAGGGCAGGCAAAUAAAAGCUGGAGGGGACAACAUUGCCAGACUGGGAAAGCUACUCAAGCGACCAUUCGCAAAAUUUGCUCCCAAUGCCAUCAUCCGGUACCUCAUCUACCUGCCGCUCAACUUCAUACCCGUGGUUGGCACCGUUAUUUUCAUAGCCCUUCAAGGUAAACGAGCAGGGCCAGCCGCUCAUACCAGGUACUUCCAGCUCAAGGAGUGGAACAAGAGACAGCGCGAGACGCACAUUGCGGAACACCGCGGAGGAUAUACUGCGUUUGGAGUGGCGGCUUUUUUGCUCGAGAUGAUACCAUUUGCAAAUCUUAUUUUCGCUUUCACAAAUACGGUGGGAGCAGCUCUGUGGGCUGCAGACAUCGAAAAGAAUGCCACAACGGCUCCAAAGGUCCGUGAGCUGGCUGAGAAGGCCGAGUGA
This is a messenger RNA of Fonsecaea multimorphosa CBS 102226, 852 nucleotides long. RefSeq lists its product as uncharacterized. The record is from RefSeq and is a predicted model, not a curated record. The coding region runs from base 1 to 852 and encodes 283 amino acids. NCBI's taxonomy places the organism in Eukaryota, Fungi, Ascomycota, Eurotiomycetes, Chaetothyriales, Herpotrichiellaceae. The transcript has 2 exons. Gene Ontology annotation, cellular component: lipid droplet; prospore membrane; ascospore wall.